GUCACCAUCUUCUUCUCUGACAUCGUUGGCUUCACCACUAUGUCAUGCGAUCUCGCGCCUGGGAAAAUCUCUGACAUGCUUGACCGACUCUACUCCGUGUUUGACCGUCUCUCACAUGAGCUCGGCAUUUACAAGCUUGAAACUAUCGGCGACGCCUACAUGGCCAUCACCAACCUCGUCGAGGAGCAGGAACAUCAGCACGCGCUCCUCAUCGCCAGGUUUGCUAUCGAAGCUCUCUAUGCCGCCAACUCGACCCUCAUCGACACAGAAGCACCUGAGAAAGGAUACGUCCAGAUCCGCGUCGGAAUCCACUCGGGCCCAAUCGUGGCCAACGUGGUGGGGACGAGGCGGCCUAAGUAUACUCUCUUUGGGGACACGGUGAACACUGCGUCGAGGAUGGAAUCGAACUCUCUCCCAAGCAAAAUCCACUGCUCUUUGGUCACAGCCAACUCGAACUACGACUGGGCGAAGGAGAUUGUGCUCCUACCGCGAGGAGACAUCGAGGUCAAGGGGAAGGGUUUGAUGAAAACCUUCUGGAUC
This is a messenger RNA of Guillardia theta CCMP2712, 540 nucleotides long. RefSeq lists its product as hypothetical. NCBI's taxonomy places the organism in Eukaryota, Cryptophyceae, Pyrenomonadales, Geminigeraceae. Gene Ontology annotation, molecular function: guanylate cyclase activity; peptide receptor activity. Gene Ontology annotation, biological process: receptor guanylyl cyclase signaling pathway; cGMP biosynthetic process; intracellular signal transduction. The annotation marks the transcript as partial. The record is from RefSeq and is a predicted model, not a curated record. The transcript has 2 exons.